This is a messenger RNA of Knipowitschia caucasica, 1734 nucleotides long. The record is from the annotation of a GenBank genome assembly. NCBI's taxonomy places the organism in Eukaryota, Metazoa, Chordata, Actinopteri, Gobiiformes, Gobiidae.
AUGGACAUCUUCGAAACACCGUACGACGAAAGCACUGAUAUCGAAUAUAUAACUUGCGAGAUUUGCGACAAAUCCAUCAGGGGAGAAACGCUGUACAAGUUACACGUGACCUCUCAAGCACAUUUAAAGAAUGAGCAGACGUUGGUUGCUGAGGGAAAGAUCAGUAGACUACAACCUGUGCCUUAUUUUGAAGACCUCAUUCAAUACCUGGAAUACUUAAAAAUUGAUGAACCCAUUGUUGGUUUGGACUAUUUAUUUGAAGUAGAGGAUGAAGGUUCUGACCCUUCUUUCAUCAAAUACAACUGUACACUCUGCAAGGUGUAUGCACCUCUCACAGAAGCUGUUCAGCAUGUGAUCGGACGUAAACACAGGCAAAAAUACCUGGAAAAUAAUCGACCUGAUUUGGUCAACUGGGACCCUCAGCGACCUCACAAUUUAGCCGGGAAAUUAAUGCGAGCCAAAGCAGAAAUUGCAGAAAGACAAGACGGUUCCGGAAAACCAACGCCAUUGUCUAACAAGAAAGGGCUCACUUUUCCAAGAUUGUCCGUUCAAGGUGGACCAAACAAUGGGCGAAGUUCAAGUUACCGUCCAGACAUGGGCACACGGGACGAGGGCUAUCCUAAAGGCCCAAGGAAACAGUGGUCUGAUAAGUCUGACUUUGUGCGUGACAGACAGGGCAAUGAGCGCAAGAAAGACUUCCCUGAUGUACUAGGAGGGCCCAGUUCCGAAGAGCAAGUUGUAAGAAAAAAGAGUCGCUUCUCGAAUGCAACAGCCGACGAGAUUCAAGCUGCUUAUAAGAUGUUUUCAAAAGGUUCUGCAAGGACAGAAAUCCAGGAAUUAAAAAGACAAAAGAUGAAUAGAAGCCAUUUGACUGAAAAUGAACAAAGGGAAUCAUUGGAGGAGUUUCCUGAAAGUGCUGGAGAUGUAUUUGAAAUGCUGAGAAACAUUGAAAUUGAAAAUGAAGAGGAGGCUCAUUUUCUGAAGGAACGACUGCGCUGUGUGCUGAUGGAAUUUAAGGCCAGAAAAGCUGAGAAAGCGUUGCAAACUGGCCAAAGUAGAGGAGUCAUUAUUAAAGAGUACAACAUGAGGCCAGCCUCAGAGCAACAUUUUCAAGACCAUUAUGGGCAACCUCCUCGAGGAAAUCCUAGUAUGAGGGAAAAAAAUGAAGAUGUUUAUGGUGAUCCCAGACAUGAAAGAUAUCAAGAAAGCAUUGGAGAUUUUGAGAAACGUGUUCAAGACCACUUGAGCAGAGGAGAUCUGCAGAUCAGAAGAUCAGAAGAUGUUUAUGACGACCCCAGGCUGGGACAUCAAAACAUUAGUGGAGAUUCUCAAGUGUACCAGCGAACUGAACCAAAUGAAGGCAGGAGUGAACCUUUCCUGGAGUACCAACAAUAUGAACAACACAAAGAAAUGAGCGAAGGAGCCCAUGAGUAUCAACGUUUUGGUCUUCCAGACGUUCAAUAUUCAAACAGAAACGCACAUAAAGAGAUGCAAAGGUGGCCCAGUGAUCAACCAAGCAUGACAUCACCAUUUCCCAAGAUGUACCAAGAGCCUUCGAGGCCUCAAGAUUAUGAGCUGGCCGAUAAAUUCUCUGAUUAUCCCUCAACCGCAUCUCUUGAACAUGUGUACACUGUCACCAAAGGCAGUGUGGGUAGUCAGGGAGUCGGCUGUGGUCUGCUGCGCUUUAUGCAGGUAGCUUUAGCCCUGCCUACUGACGCUGGAGACGAGGCCUAG